CACACCAGAACUCCAUCUUGUAUUUUCAGACCCUUCAGUUAUCAACUUCUUUAGGGUUGUACUCCAGCUGAUAUAUAUGGAUGCUUCUGCUCUUCAAGCAUCAUAACCCCACUAGCUUUGACUCUUUGUUUUUUUUCUCUUUCUCUUUCCAAUCAGGAGGUGGACCCAAGCUGUGAAAUUUCAGUGGGGCUUUAUUUGCAUGAACUGAGCUCCCUUUGAGGGUUUCUGAUAAAAGCUACUUCUAUUCUUAGAAAUGGACAAAGAUGGGAACUACUCGGGUAAUUUCCAAGGAGCAGACUACUCUAUCGACCAUCACCACCAGCUCAUGAAGCCAAGGAUUAACGAAGAAACAUACGUCGAUACCAGCAACCAAAUAGCAGACUACACCUCGCUUACGAGUCAACCGCGAAGCUCAACUUCUCCCGAUAAGUUGAGCUUCGCGGAUGUGAUGCAGUUUGCAGAUUUCGGGCCCAGGUUGGGCCUAAUCAAUCAAACCAAGAUACCCGAGGAAGGACAAGAGGAAGAAGUAGAAACUGGGAUCGACCCGGUUUAUUUCUUGAGGUUUCCGGUUCUGAAUGAAGACAGGUAUAAAGGGUUGGGCGAAGAACGAGGAGGCGAGGAGAGAGGAGACGGAGAGGGCAGGGGUAAUUCGGAAAACAACAAUAACGCCACGUCGGAGGGGCUUGGGAUUGUUGGGGGGAAUUUUGAGAAGAAUUUGGCAGCAGAUGAUCAUGGAGUGAGUAAUAAGAACAAGAGGAAGAGAGCAAGAAGUGUGAAGACAAGUGAGGAAGUGGAGAGCCAAAGGAUGACUCAUAUUGCUGUGGAGAGGAAUAGGAGGAAGCAAAUGAAUGAGCAUCUUAGGGUUUUGAGGUCUCUCAUGCCUGGCUCUUACGUCCAGAGGGGAGAUCAAGCAUCCAUCAUUGGAGGAGCUAUUGAGUUUGUAAGAGAGCUAGAGCAACUCCUGCAAUGCCUCGAAUCCCAGAAGCGGCGGAGGCUCUACGGAGAUCCGCCGCCGCCGCCUCGGCCAAUGGGAGACUCCUCCACCUCCUCCCUUGCAAAUAUCCCGCAACCAUCUCAACCCCCGCCGCCAUUCUUUCCUCCUCCGGUGGUGCCGUCGUUGCUCCCAAAUGGUCAUGAUAAUCAGCUUAAACUUGUGGAGUUUGAUCCCACGGCCGGACUCCGGGAGGAGACGGCAGAGAGCAAGUCGGUCCUGGCCGAUGUCGAAGUGAAGAUGUUAGGGUUUGAUGCCAUGAUAAAGAUCUUGUCAAGAAGAAGGCCAGGGCAACUCAUUAAGACCAUUGCUGCAUUGGAGGAUUUGCAGCUUAUUAUCCUCCACACCAAUAUCACCACUAUUGAACAAACUGUGCUCUACUCUUUCAAUGUCAAGGUUACAAGUGAAGCGCGAUUCUCGGCGGAUGAUAUAGCGAGUUCAGUUCAACAGAUAUUUAGUUUUAUCCAUGCAAACAACACCAUGUGAUAAAAUGAUCAUCUCCAGUUUUUCAUGAACUUUGGCGGGACCAAAUACAACUUUGUUAGUAUUUUCUUUUAGUUUCCUCUGUAAUGCAUGGGAUCGAUCUUCUCUCCCUAUAAUUUUCAGUCCUUUUAAGUUCCAUAUGUUGAUAGUCACAUCAUGGCCGUUUAAAUCUGAACUGUAUAACGCGUAAGAUUUUUCUCAAGUGGGCUUACCUAGGGCUCAGUA
Messenger RNA from Rhododendron vialii, 1699 nucleotides. RefSeq names its product transcription factor FAMA. Bases 254 to 1477 code for a protein of 407 amino acids. Gene Ontology annotation, cellular component: nucleus. The record is from RefSeq and is a predicted model, not a curated record. Gene Ontology annotation, biological process: positive regulation of DNA-templated transcription; stomatal complex development; guard cell differentiation. Lineage: Eukaryota; Viridiplantae; Streptophyta; Magnoliopsida; Ericales; Ericaceae. The transcript has 5 exons. Gene Ontology annotation, molecular function: DNA-binding transcription factor activity; protein dimerization activity.